CGCCCCGGGGCUCCAUUGUUGCGGCGGCCGAGGCUGCGCCGGCUGCUCAGCCCCGUGCCCCUGGGCUCCGAGCGGGCGCCGCUGAGCGGGGGGCCGGAGAUUCUUCUGAAAUUCUUUCUGUGGUGAGUGUCAUCAGAAGGAAGCACAGGAUUUGCUCUCAAAGAGUGAUUUGGUUUCCUGAGAAACUGCAGGUGGACCCUGGGUGCUCUGUCCUUGCCCUUGGAGGAGGCGUGUGAGGAAGACUGUUCCGUGCAGACCAGGGCACUCCAGCCUUGCAGUCAGGCUACCUGGCUCUGGGUUUGGGCCUUUUUGCCAAAUCCUGUGUGGCCUCAGCAGCAAUGGAAGAGUUAAUAGUUGAACUCCGUCUCUUUCUUGAACUCCUGGACCAUGAAUAUCUAACAUCAACUGUUAGAGAGAAAAAGGCAGUUAUCACCGACAUCCUGUUGAGGAUACAGUCAUCUAAAGGUUUCGAAGUGAAGGAUCAUGCUCAGAAGCAAGAGACCCCCAAUAGCCUGCCGGCUCCUCCCCAGAUGCCUUUGCCUGAGAUCCCCCAGCCAUGGCUGCCACCUGACAGUGGGCCGCCACCGCUACCAACAUCCUCUCUCCCGGAAGGUUACUACGAGGAAGCUGUACCACUGAGCCCUGGGAAAGCUCCGGAAUACAUCACGUCAAAUUAUGACUCAGAUGCAAUGAGUAGCUCUUAUGAGUCUUAUGAUGAGGAGGAAGAGGAUGGAAAGGGCAAGAAGACACGGCACCAGUGGCCGUCUGAGGAGGCCUCCAUGGACCUGGUGAAGGAUGCCAAAAUCUGUGCCUUCCUACUGAGGAAGAAGCGCUUCGGGCAGUGGAGCAAGCUUCUUUGUGUCGUCAAAGACACCAAACUGCUGUGCUACAAAAGUUCCAAGGACCAACAGCCUCAGAUGGAACUGCCGCUGCAGGGCUGCAACGUGACGUACACACCGAAGGACAGUAAGAAGAAGAAACACGAGCUGAAAAUCACCCAGCAGGGCACAGACCCACUGGUCCUCGCCGUUCAGAGCAAGGAGCAGGCUGAGCAGUGGCUGAAGGUGAUCCGAGAUGUCUACAGUGGCUGCAGUGGGCCGGCGGAUUCAGAAGGCCCACCCCCAUCAAGCUCCCCAGUGCACAAGACAGAGCUGGAGAAGAAACUGUCUUCUGAGAGACCCAGCUCUGAUGGAGAGGGUGUUACAGAAAAUGGCAUCACUGUGUGUAAUGGAAAAGAACAAGUUAAGAGGAAAAAGAGUUCCAAAUCAGAGGCCAAGGGCACAGUGUCUAAAGUCACUGGGAAGAAGAUCACCAAGAUCAUUGGCUUGGGGAAGAAAAAGCCAUCAACAGAUGAGCAGACCUCAUCAGCAGAGGAGGAUGUCCCCACUUGUGGCCUAUGGAAGAAGCCCCUGCCCCUUGAUGAGGGCACCCCAUCCCUGAACCACUCGGGCACAGGCUAUCUCAACGUGCUCUCCAACAACCGCUGGCGGGAGCGCUGGUGCCGGGUCAAGGAUAACAAGCUCAUUUUCCACAAGGACAGGACUGAUCUCAAGACCCACAUUGUUUCUAUUCCUCUCCGCGGCUGUGAUGUGAUUCCGGGCUUGGACUCCAGACACCCCCUGACGUUCCGACUGCUUCGCAAUGGACAGGAGGUGGCCGUGCUAGAGGCCUCCUCUUCUGAGGACAUGGGCAGAUGGAUUGGGAUUUUGCUGGCCGAGACAGGAUCCUCUACAGACCCUGGGGCCCUGCACUACGACUAUAUCGACGUGGAGACAUCUGCGAACGUCAUUCAGACAGCCAAACAGACAUUCUGUUUCAUGAACAGGCGCGGUAUCUCUGCCAACCCGUACCUGGGGAGCACCACCAACGGCUACGCCCACCCCAGUGGCAUGGCGCUGCAUUACGAUGACGUCCCAUGCAUUAACGGCUCGUGGGACCCCGAAGACGGCCCUCCUGCUUCCUGUGCCAGAGGCCUGGGAGAAGAGGUGCUUUAUGAUAACGCGGUCCUGUACGAUAACUUGCCGUCUCCGAAAAUCUUUGCUCGCUACCCACCUGCUGACAGAAAGGCUUCUAGGCCGUCUCCUGACAAACUGUCCUGUAACCAUUACAAAUGCCCUCCCUCCUGCGGUCUGCCUCUCAUUCAGUCUGCCACUAACCCCUCUUCUCUGGGGAGGGCGUCUCUCGGGCUCAGCUCUCAGGUGAAGGGUAAAAAGCCCCCAGUAGCCUCUAGUGGGGUUACGGGGAAAGGGAAGACUCUGAGCAGCCAGCAAAAAAAGGUAGAUUCCACAGCCGGUGUGAAGCGAACAUCUUCAAAUGCUGACCAGUACAAAUAUGGCAAGAAUCGGGUUGAAGCCGAUGCCAAGCGGUUGCAGAGCAAAGAAGAUGAGCUGCUAAAGCGUAAAGAAACCCUGCGGAACAGGCUGGCCCAGCUCCGGAAAGAGAGGAGAGACCUGAGGGCUGCCAUCGAAGUAAACGCUGGCAGGAAGACGCAGGUGGUUCUGGAAGACAAGCUGAAGAGGCUGGAGGAGGAGUGUAAGCAGAAGGAGGCGGAGCGUGUCAACCUGGAGCUGGAGCUGACGGAAGUCACAGAGAGCCUGAAGAAGGCCCUGGCUGGCGGGGUCACCCUGGGGCUGGCCAUCGAGCCCAGGUCAGGGACAUCGAGCCCACAGUCCCCGGUUUUCAGGCAUCGCACCCUGGAGAGCUCACCCAUGUCCAGCUGUGAGACCAGCGAUGCGGAGGGCCCCGUGCCGGUGAACAGUGCAGCCGUGCUGAGGAAGGGCCAGCCGGCCAGCGGCUCCCCCUGCCGGGGACAUGUGCUGCGGAAGGCCAAGGAAUGGGAGCUGAAGAACGGCACGUAGAGGGACGGCAGGACGCCCCGCUCGCAGGCGCUGCCCCGCCGCCACCGCCGCAGGAAGCUCCGCCCGCGUGGCCACUGCGCAGGACGCCAGGGUUUGUGACUGAGCUGCGACGCCAGCGCCAGACCCGCCCGCGUGUCCUCUUGCUACUGUACUUGUUCCUUCUAAAGAAAUUCACUUAUAACACUUUGGUUUCCACCUCUCUCUGUCGGAGAGCAGUAGGGAGGUAGAGAGGUCCUACGGCAAACGAGAAGCUCAGUGAGGGCUUUCCCCGUGUCCCCUGCACCCUGACCGCGGGGGACCGGCCAGUGCCCCCGCUGAGGCCUCGGCUGGCGGGAGGCCCGGGCCCCUGGCAGGUGAGCGCGGCUGGCGUGGGCCCUGGGACCGUCACGCCCGCCUGCUGAAAAGGCCGGGGCCUCCCACAACGCGCCCUCCUGCCCCCCUCGUGCCUCAGCGUGCCCUUCCCACGCGCCCCUCCCCCUCAUCACGAGAGGCGGGUGCGUGAGAAACCCGUGCUGUGAAGCAUCUGUUACCUUUUCAUUGUCUUUCCUCUGGACAAAUGCUUUCGUCACCAUGACGUGAAAAGCUGCCAUUCUUUUUAAACUUUUUAAAAAUUUCUUUUAAUUGUGUGUUGCACUUCGCUCUAAGGGUUUUUCAGAGAUUCUGUAUCGUAUUUUAUUAAUUAUUUGUACUGCUUCUGAAAGGCAGCAGAGUGUCUGCUGCUUCACUAAUGUGUGUUCCCCACCCUGUUCCCCAGUGUCCCCGACCCUGUCUGCCCCUCAGAGCCAGCAGGUGACCCGGUCUCACCGGAUGUAGAUGGCGCUUCCAUUUACAGGACGGGCUAGCCCCUUGAGAGGGAAGCAGGUCCUGGAAGUCGCUUGGCCUUAGAACCCUAGCAUCCUGAGCCGAGCGAGAGCGUCUGUUCUCUCCCCGUGGCCCUGCCUCCCCCUGCAAACCCAGGCCAGAGCGCGGGUAUGCUGGGGCUGCUCCUAGCCCCUCGGGCUGAGGCCGGGUCUCGGCGCCUGUGCGGCACUUCUGAGAACCGGCCAACUCCACUGUGCCUCCAGAGGGACCGUCUCAGGAAUCCUCAGCUAUGGCCAGGUGCAGCCCCUGAUGCGAUGAAAGUGGGUCACCCCAGGAUCCCUCUGCAGGCAGAUUGGGGGGCGUGAGUCACACACCUAUGCAAGGGCGCUUCCUGCUGAAAUGUGGAAGCGUGGAGGUGUCAGCCUUUCAUCCACCAAAUACAGGGAUGGAAGGCACGACACAGUCUCCAUGCUUUCCCCCCGUCCCAGCACGCCUCCAGAGCCCCUCCAGGGCUCGGCCACUCUCCCAUAGGCCCUUCUUAGGACUGGGGUCAAACCAACGUCAGGGCUCUCAGGCCCCGCAUGGCUGCAUGAGAUUUUGGCCAUAGAGCAGGCAAGUAGUCUCCUGUGAAGGUGACAGUUUGCAGCAGGGAGCGGGGGCUGGAGCUGAUCCCAGCGGAGACGUGGGCCCCCAUCACAUGUUGGCAGAUUAGGGCACAUCUCCCUGGCACCCAGCACGAUCGACCCCUGCCCCCAGGAAAUCUAGGGAGGAGGCCCCCAAAGCCUCUGGGUCCAUCUUCCCGGUGCUGUUAGAGGAGCCCUGUCCUCCGUUGUCUGUCUGUGUGGGAAGCUGAUUUUCUGUAAAAGGAAAAAGUUUGAUCUACGGUAGGUUUUUGCUGCCUUCUGGUCAAAUAAGGUUCGCAAAGGCACUUGGGCCAACCUGCUUGGCAGCCAGCUUUGCCCAAGCAGCCCGCAGGUUUUGAGCAUUAGGAGAGGAAACCUAAGCAGCCCGUGCUCCUGACCGUGGCCCAGCACAGCCAGGGAGAUCCUGGGCGGCAUGGGGACCCUCAUCCCCAUGGGUUUGCCCAAGGACAUGGCCCGUCGGAGCCAGAGCCAGGAUUUGGACCCUGGUCCUCAACUCCUGGUGUACCUAUUCUGUGUCGAAACCCAGGUUUCAAAUUCCCAAGCGUAAGCCCUUUAAAAGGAUGGCAAGCUUAGACGGAUCCUGCUGGUCCCACGGAGCCGUUGGAAGCGGGCCGCGUGGAGGGCGAGGCCACCGACAGCGAGGCUCCCGUGAUGUUGUGUGUUCCCCUUGGUGUCUUUAGAUUGAUCAGAAAGUUAGGUGAAAGGAUUUGCUUCAAAAUAAGUUAUUUAUUUGUAUAUGUUCAAUAAAUAGAGUUUUUAAUUUAUAUCUGUACAUAUUAGACACACAUUAGACGUCUUGUCAGAAUUCUGGCAGUGAUGUCAUUUUAUGGCCCUCCCCGAGCACCCCGCCCGGCGGCCGCAGCUGACACGUGGAGCAGGUGGGCCUCGGGAGCUCGCUGCGGGGGUGCCAGACACCUGCCACUGGGAGAAGUCCCAGUCCCCUUGAGGCGUCACCCGUCCCGUCACAGAUGGUCCUGUUCACAGUAAAAGGAUCCUGACCCAAAGUGGAGGGAGCGUGGAGGGGCCGUGCAGAUGGGCCACCCUGCGGGUCAUGGCCACUUCCCUUAGCACCUAAAGCUUCACCGUCAGCCCCAAGCUCUGCCUCCGGCUGUAUUUGGUGUCAUCAACCUUCAAAAUCUCCUUCAGUUUUAUGUGAUUAUAAUGUCUUUAAUCACUCACCCACCUUACGCACAGAAACAAAAUAGUGGUUAAGGGCGUCACCCGUGGCGCGAAACAAGCAGAAACGGUCACUUUUCCCCUGUUCAGAGUCAGUAGAGGGUGGGGCAAGGCCCUGUGCGGGUCAGACCAGCCAUCCCUGCCCUCUCCGGGCUUCUGGAUGGUUCCACCACCUAGGAACCAGCAUGGGGCUGGGGAAUGGUCCAGAUGAGUCUGGAUCUUUCCCAGGUCUUCUCUGGAUGACUGUGCAUACACCCUGGUGUAAACCCAUUCUGUCCACCUCCUGUUCGCACACCUUGGUGUUUUCGAGCCCGAUCGUCCUCCUUCACUUCAACUGUCCGAGUUCCAAAACCCCCAAAGCACUCAGGUUGGAGAUUUGCCACCUUUUGCAAAGCCUGUUUCACACCGUGUGUGCGCUCGGCCCCACAUCCACCCCCAGGAAGGAGACUCAGACCCAUCUGAAGCGCAGCAACCAUCGGGAACCUGGGUGCAGGUCUGCACGGGGACAGGCGCACGACUGGGGGCGGGCCCGGGGGCUGUGGGCAGAAGCCGGCUGCCAGCGUGCUCUCGGGAGGGGCUGGAGUCACAGCAGGCAGCACUCUGGGUUCGCUCCCCCAGUGCUGUGGCAGGGCCUCCCGAUGGUGGGCAGCAGGGUGGGUGCCUGGGGACGGGGCCCCUCGUGCCAGCGAGGACCGCUGUGGCCCAGCCGGCGCACCCCUUGCAGGUGCCUCUUCCAGGAUGGCUGCAGUCUCCACCGCCCCCCGGGGUCCUCAAGGUGGCACCGCUCAGAUGUUCAACUGUUGCCUUCCUCGUUUGUUUUCCAAAAAUGAUUUUUUUUUUCUUAAUGGGAAGUUUUUCAAAUCUGUGGCAUUGUUUUAAAGAGAGUGAUUCUUAUUCUUUUUUUGUUGUUCCCGUUGUCACUGCUGGCUCAUCACUGUCCCCAUGAUGGGCCAGGUUGAUACUGUGAAUACAUGAAGGUAAACUGCACCCCGUGCCCCGCGGUGGGCACAGCCUCUCGCAGGGGGCUCCUCUCCACGAAGGCCCCUCUGGCCCCUCUUCUGUGAACAGCGCCCCCACUGCCUCCCCCGGGGAAAGGUGCCCACCCCUGGCCUGGGCAGGUGUCACCAGGGCUCCUGAGUGCUGCCCGGGGAAGGCGCGUUUUCGCCAUAGGAUCAUCAGAUCACGAUUCUUAGGGACCAAAGGCGUUUUUAAUAAGAUAAUCUUUGUAUUUGAUUUUCUAAUGAGAAAGGAAACAGUGACUUUAAAUUUUAACACCAAACUUUUUAAAAUUAUAAAUAUUUAGCAUUAAUUGACCACGGCUCUAAGUUGUAAAAUGUUUUCAUAGUAAGAUUGUAAUUAUUUCCUUACUGUAUUUUUUAAAAACUAAAGUCAUAUUUAAAAUUCUCUUUGAAAGAAACAGGCAAGAAACAGCAAAGAUUUUUUUUUUAAUUAAAUCUGUUGGCGGUGCCCAUUUUAGAGGACUGUAGAUAUAUUUUCACUGUGUUUCUCAGUGUAUUUAAUUCAUAAACUAAGAACUUUUAUCAGAGGAAACUUCCAAUGGAAAUACCAGUUUUCUGGCCAUUUGCUCCAUGUUGUAAUCACCUCACCUGAAUUUUCUGCUUUACUAACUGAUUUUUCUACUGUUUCACACGGUGUAUAGCCCACGGACUGGCGCCAUCCGGCGUGCCUCAUUUGUGUGUUACCAAUAAAGCUGUACGCUUCCA
Molecule: messenger RNA, 7203 nt
Organism: Canis lupus familiaris (dog)
Lineage: Eukaryota; Metazoa; Chordata; Mammalia; Carnivora; Canidae
Gene: AFAP1
Product: actin filament associated protein 1
Exons: 21
Coding region: 339-2858 (839 amino acids)
Cellular component (GO): cytosol
Molecular function (GO): SH2 domain binding; SH3 domain binding
Source: RefSeq, a predicted model, not a curated record